Porites evermanni is the source of this 1379-nucleotide messenger RNA. NCBI's taxonomy places the organism in Eukaryota, Metazoa, Cnidaria, Anthozoa, Scleractinia, Poritidae. The record is from the annotation of a GenBank genome assembly.
AAGAAAAGUUUCUUGCAAGUGGAUAAACAAUCUGGAUUUAAUCUGCUCCAGGCGGCUGUCUUAGAGGGAAAAUACGACAUUGUUCUAAAAGCUAAUGGCCUUCUUGAGAAUUUUUUAGAAGAGAUGGAACAUAGAAAAACGGGAAAUAACGCCGAAGGAUUUCCGGGGAAAACUGCGGUUGACAUCUUAUCAUUUGUGUUGGGAACAAAAUCAAGCCAUUAUAGUAUCGAAAGAUUUUAUAAAAAUUUGGCUGAGAACAACAGCAGACUGAAUGAGCUUCAGUGGGGUACAUGCAAUGACGAUGUGGAACAGGCGGUGGAGUUUGAAUUAAGUGACGGUGCAGAUAUUACUCAUAUUAAUGCCCGAGCGUCAGACAAUGAUUACACAGCUUUGUUGUGGGCGCUUGUUCAUCCUCGAGUCAGUUCAUUGAGACCCUCAGUGAUCUAGGGGCCAACGUUAAUGCCCAAAGGAAAGAUGACAAAGUUACACCUUUAAUAUUAGCAAUUGAAUGGAACAACUACAUGGCAGCGUGCUUGCCUUUAAGGCAUGGAGCUGAUGUAGAUGUCCAGGGUGGUGAUGGGUUCACACCACUGCACUUUGCAGUCAGUAAAGGUCACGAAAACCUCUGUAGAUUGUUACUUGAACACAACGCGAAUGUAAAUAUUCGAGAUAAAGAUGGAGAUAUUCCAUUGCUUCUGUGUGUCAGAGAGGGUAACGAAAACCUCUGUAGAUUGUUACUUGAACACAACGCGAAUGUAAAUUUUCGAGAUAAAGAUGGAAAUACACCCUUGCACCUGUGUGUCAGAGAGCGUAACGAAAACCUCUGUGGAUUGUUACUUGAACACAACGCGAAAGUAAAUUUUGGAAAUAAACAUGGAGAUACACCCUUGCACUGGUGUGUCAGAGAGGGUAACGAAAACCUCUGUAGAUUGUUACUUGAACACAACACGAAUGCAAAUUUUCGAGAUAAAGAUGGAGAUACACCCUUGCACCUGUGUGUCAGAGAGGGUAACGAAAACCUCUGUAGAUUGUUACUUGAACACAACACGAAUGCAAAUUUUCGAGAUAAAGAUGGAGAUACACCCUUGCACCUGUGUGUCAGAGAGGGUAACGAAAACCUCUCUAGAUUGUUGCUUGAACACAACGCGAUGCAGCGACAUCCUAAGUUUGAACUGAGUUCUGCGCAAAAAGCUAUCGAAAAAAAAUAUACAACAGGUGUCGCUUCCGUUCAAGGUGCAGUAAAACUCAAGUCUAAUCUCCAAAGGGAGAAAACACUGGGGCGAAACCCCUCGUAUACGCAUACAACAUUGGAAACAGAGGAACUGUGGGAAACCCCCAAAGGAACAAAGGAAUUAGAGAACCGGAAGCUAAACAAGUGA